This is a messenger RNA of Manis javanica (Malayan pangolin), 6355 nucleotides long. It is a transcript of the gene PPM1L, whose product is annotated as protein phosphatase, Mg2+/Mn2+ dependent 1L. The record is from RefSeq and is a predicted model, not a curated record. Gene Ontology annotation, biological process: protein dephosphorylation. Lineage: Eukaryota; Metazoa; Chordata; Mammalia; Pholidota; Manidae. Gene Ontology annotation, molecular function: protein serine/threonine phosphatase activity; cation binding.
UCGCUGCUGGUGGUUGGGGCUCUAGCGAUAAUAAAUGAUAGAGGAUACAAUGACUUUGCUGUCUCUGCUGGGUCGCAUCAUGCGCUACUUCUUGUUGAGACCGGAGACGCUCUUCCUGCUGUGCAUCAGCUUGGCGCUUUGGAGUUACUUCUUCCACACAGACGAGGUAAAGACCAUCGUGAAGUCCAGCCGGGACGCCGUGAAGAUGGUGAAGGGCAAGGUGGCCGAGAUCAUGCAGAACGAUCGGCUCGGGGGUCUUGACGUGCUGGAGGCCGAGUUUUCCAAGACCUGGGAGUUCAAGAGCCACAACGUGGCCGUGUAUUCCAUCCAGGGCCGGAGAGACCACAUGGAGGACCGCUUCGAAGUUCUCACUGACCUAGCCAACAAGACGCACCCGUCCAUCUUCGGGAUCUUCGACGGGCACGGGGGCGAGACUGCAGCCGAAUACGUAAAAUCUCGACUCCCAGAGGCCCUUAAACAACAUCUUCAGGACUACGAGAAAGACAAAGAAAACAGUGUAUUGUCUUACCAGACCAUCCUGGAACAGCAGAUUCUGUCAAUUGACCGAGAAAUGCUAGAAAAAUUGACUGUAUCCUAUGAUGAAGCAGGCACAACGUGUCUGAUCGCUCUGCUCUCCGAGAAGGACCUCACCGUGGCCAAUGUGGGCGACUCUCGCGGGGUCCUAUGUGACAAGGACGGGAACGCCAUUCCUUUGUCUCAUGAUCACAAACCUUACCAACUAAAGGAAAGGAAGAGGAUAAAGAGAGCUGGUGGUUUUAUCAGUUUCAAUGGUUCCUGGAGGGUCCAGGGAAUCCUGGCCAUGUCUCGAUCCCUGGGGGAUUAUCCACUGAAAAAUCUCAACGUGGUCAUCCCGGACCCAGAUAUCCUGACCUUUGACCUGGACAAGCUCCAGCCUGAGUUCAUGAUCUUGGCAUCAGACGGCCUCUGGGAUGCUUUCAGCAAUGAAGAAGCUGUUCGAUUCAUCAAGGAGCGCUUGGAUGAACCUCACUUUGGAGCCAAGAGCAUAGUUCUACAGUCGUUUUACAGAGGCUGCCCCGACAAUAUAACGGUCAUGGUGGUGAAGUUCAGGAAUAGCAGCAAAACGGAAGAGCAGUGAAUCCCUCAGGGUCUCAGCUGCCUGAGACUAAUGGACUUUUCAACACACUGGUCUCUUUUAAUGUAGUGAAAGGUGUGGGAGUUACAGUUAGGCUCAUCCAUCCCAGACUUGGGUUCCCCCCUCCCGGCGGCCUUAGGUCUCCAUGCAGUGAUGCACAGAGGGUGCUCUUGGCCAAUGUAGUUGAGAGGCUGAAAAACGGUUUCUUCACGCUUUCCCAACUCUUCCAUCCAAUGUUCAAGAUAAAUAAUUAUAUAGCUGUAGAUUCACAUGUACAAAGUGAGCGCCAUAUGUGCCAUAUAUUCUCAACCUUUUAGGAUUCUUUUCAUAAUUCCUUACCAGGCCCUCCAGGCAGGAGACUGGGUCCUCUUCUUAGAGCAGGGAGCAGAGCAGGCCAACCAGAGUUGCAGUGAGUCAGGGCCAAGGUGGCCACAGCCUCUGCUGAAGGGCAGAGCUGUCCUGAGCAGGCUUUUCCUCCUGAGCCCAGGUUUCAGCAGCAGCCCAGGAAUAGGCUUGAAGUGGCUUAUUAGUGUGUGGCUGCUUUUGGAGACUGAGGGAAGCGGGGAUGAUGAGAACUGCCUACACAGCAGAAAUAACCUUUUUCCCUUCAUCCCUUUAUUUAAAGCAAAGUUAAAUAGACUUUGUUACCCCCUGACCAGUCCUUGUACAUUUUAUCCUACUUGUGCAUGCCCUUAACCUUUUGCUUACACCCUACUUUACAUAAUAGGCAGCUGUUCUACUUCACCACUAAAUACUGCAAUUUUUUGUCUCAUGUUACCAAGAAACCUCUUAGGGGAAAUGAAAAAGGCAAAUCACCAUACCAUAAUUCUUUCCAUCUUCAAGAGUCAAUAGAGGAAAAUAAUGGAUGACUAAGUCACAGUGCCCUUGGGAAGGCUGCUGUUUGCACUAGGAGAGGAAGCUGGUGAGGUCACCACCCUGAACGGAGCUCUGGCUGCCAGUUUUUGUGCGGGUAUUUUUUUUCUCUCCUAUCCGAGUAGCUUUCAAGGGUCUUUUGAGCAGUGCUCUGAGAAGCAGCAGCCUAGAACUGCAUGUGUGUUCCAUGAUGCCGAGUACACAGCUCCCAGAGUAGUCUGGAAUUUGGUGGUGAACUCCUGGGAGCUGCUUCUCCUUGACAAUGGAAAGGCAACAGCUUAACUAACAGUCUGUUUGCAAAUCACCCUCCACACUGGGUUGCUCUCACAGGCAGAAUCCCACUGCCUCAUGUUGCCCCGCAUUCAGUGGCAGCCAAGCUGGUUGGGAAUUCAAGCUCUAAGCAGCCCAGAGUUAUUUUGGGGUCAGGCUUGCUGUUCUCCAUUUCCUAUCACCAAUGUCACAUUUCCUAUUGCCAUAUUUUAUAAGUUAAUUGACAGAAAAUGUUGGGACAUCCUGUUUGCCUGACUGAGGUGGCUCCAACAGCCAAACAAGAUUGUCGUUGCAUUCCCCCCACCCUGUGUCUGAAAUGCCAGGGUGUCCACCUGGUGUUAUCCGUCCCCAGUGGGCACUUAUCAAUAGAGCUUCUGUAAGGCCCCAUUUGCUGAGCACCUCCCGCCCACAGUGCCCUUCCCCGCCCCUUCUUCAGCUGGGAACGUUCCUGACGCAGGUGCCAGGAGAGAACUCGGGAGGAUAAAAAGAUUCCCCCGCGGUGGCCAGGGACUACACUCUGUCUCGGUUCCUCCAGGCACUUGCCUUUCUUUGAGUGCAGUGAGAAUUAAUAAUAGUUUCCCAAGACAUUUGCUUACUUUUGUAAACUGUAACAUUAGAAUGUACAGUAUUAGAAUUAGAACUUUGGUUAUUUUUUGUAGUUAUAGGUGUUCUAGGAAAAAAGUAUCUGCCAGCAUUUUAGAUUCAAGUAUUUGCCCAUUGAGAGACACCGAACAUUUGGAUGUGUGUCUUUGGGGUGGGGGUUGGGAGAGGAAUGUGGGAAACAUGCUGGCUGUGAGCAGUGACAGGAUGGACAGGCCAGAUGGCCUGAGCUUCCUUAAAGACCCACGACAUCCUCAUUCUGGAGUUACAAAAGCCCACCAUCUAACUGAAGUUCAGGAAUAAGCAGUUUCAGCAUUUUACACUACACAGUUAACUUUCCUUUUUUAUUUUUAACUUAAUCCCAAAAUUUGUAAUGAGGGAAAGAUUUUUUAAUUCCAUGAACAUUGUUAUUGUAUAAAUGAAAAUAGUAAUAUUUUGGUGAAGAUGAGAAAGAAAAGCUACCGUAUUAGUUAAUGUUUAUUUACCCUGCAUAAUGUCUUACUAGAUGGUGCUGAGUGCCCAAGUGCAUGACUUGCCCUCUAAUUGACGUUCACAAGACAUCUUCUAAAUUUUGCUUUGUAGAAUUAAUUCAUUUCUGACUUUAACCACAUAGUGCAUGUAUUCCCUGUUCCCUUUCUGCCUCUUUUCCUACCACUUUGGCUUGUAGAUCUUUAAAAGAUAGAAGCACUAAGCAAAAUAGUAGCAGCUUGACUAUUAGUCACGUCUAAAAUCAGAGUACUUUGCUCCCUUGCCCUGUUCUGGAUGGAGCUCUCUUGCGGACCCUUGUCAGCAGUUGAGGCUCUGCAGACAUCACCCCCAGUGUGCCCUGAGGCUCACUGGCCACUCCCAUUUUCCAGGGACAAGGGAAGGUUGAAUCUAGCCAUCAGAGAAAUCUGACUUGAGAAGUUUGCAUGUGAAUCUUCCCUAAACAGCACUGCCAAAGCUUUGGAAUUGUCACCCGAGGCUGCCCAGACUCCCUAGCCUGAGUUCGAAUUGCCAAUAGCCCCCAUGGUGCCAAAUUUUGGAAUGGUUUUACUGGCUUAGAAAUGAAGCUGGGUAUGAAUGACCUUGUGCUUACGAGCCCCCAGCAAAAUGCCAAGCCCAGGUCCUCAUUUCACGCACUGCUCUGCUGCUGCUCCACUGGCAAUUUAUACUCUUAAAAUGGUAUGGGAAUUGCGGUGGGGGGAGGGACAAGGCAGGGAAAGUUUUAAAAAAAAUCAUUCUACUUGCAAUUCUCUAAUCUAAGGAAUGAACAAUACUCUGUACAAAGCUCCAGAGCUAGUCCCCAAGACCUCCACUUAUUUUGUGUGACCACCUUGCCCAAGGCCCUUAACUCUGAAGGCCCUGUUCUGAUCCAACAUGACCUCACCCAUAUGUACAUGUUACUGAUAACCAGUGGUUACAUCCUAUUCCUUGUCUUAGAUUGAAGGUCUUGGCCUCUUGAAUCUUGCCUAUGUAAUAAGAGUGUUACAGAGAGUUUUUAGAGAGUAAAGGAGCAAACACAAAUCUGCAUAAUUUAAAACAGGCUUUACUUCAUAGGACUGUAAUGAUUUCAACUAACAUUUUGUGCGAACAGGAUAGCAUGAGAGCGAUGGCAUCAUCAUUUCAAUCCUAUCUGAAGUAAUUCUGGAAAAUUGAUCACACUAUUGAAUCAGAUCACUGAGCUACCUGGCAAUACAUGAGAAAUUUAUCAUAAGAGGAGUAAUCACUUUUUCCUUUGCCAGGUGUAAUUUGAUUUUCUUUUUUUCCUUCCUGUGAGUUGUUGCCAGAUCUCUCUUGCAACUGUGUCAGUCAGGUUUAGAAAGGCAACAUUUCAUUGUAUAUCUCAAGUAUAAGAAUACAUACUCUGGAUAAAGGUUUAUUUACCAAUGACUUCAGAAAUUUUUCCCUCCUUUUGUCCCAUCAUUAGACUUAUUUUCCCUUAAUUAUCUCCCAGAUUGCCUUAGCUCAUCACACCAGCAUUCCUGACCCAGCUCUAUGGAAAUGAUACCAGCUGGGGCCAGCUGGGGCCCAUUUAACUGCCUCUGGAUUAAGAUAGUGAUAUCCAGCCUUUUAAAUUGGUUAGCAGAACACUGAAGGAGUAACAGAAUCCAGUGUUUCCCAAGUAUGUUCCACAGAACACAAGUUCCAAAGAUACUCAUUGAAAUAUGGGGUUCAGAUGAGUUUGAGAAACAUACCAACUUAGAAAGUCAGUGCAUAUAAGCACAUCCAGGGUUCCAAUAAAUAUGUCCUAUAGGGAGGAAAAACACAUCACAAAUGUAAUUUCAGUUAGCUCAGUGUUUUCCAGAUUAGAUUGACCACAGAAACAUUUAUGAGUAACACCUAGUAAUAUUCCAAGGAACUCAUGUUCCGUAAGACCCAUUUGGGAAAAUUCUGGUAUAUGGAAAUAUGACUGUUUUCUCAUUCACUAUGACUCUUAGAAGUAUCCAUACAAUUUGCCAUUUAGAAACACAAUCCUUUCACAUUUGAGGCCGACUGGUUAAUGAAAGCAGUGUUGCCAAGUAGUAUGAUUUAAUAUGACCGUCAGCAGCCUCACACUGAUAGCAGAAGACUAACAACCCUACUCGAUGCUCUAAACAUCAUCUCCCUUAUUUUAUGUGAAUAAUAAGCAAGAGCCUUGCCAUAGCUAGGAAAUUCUCAAAUUCAUUCUAAGAGCUUUUGGUUGCUUUUGUGAAGUUAUCUUUGCUUUCCAGAUUGAAUCAAAAUAAGUAUUUUUACAUUUCAUCACUAUGUGAGGGUAAAAAAAAAAAUUGAGAACAGAAAAGGGGAAAAGGGAUAUGUGGUUUUAAUUCAUUUUUAAAAUCUUAACAUUUUAAAAAUUAUCUGACAGUGAAAAUGUAAUCUAUUAACACUGUCUUCUGUUGCUCUUUCCAGAUUCAAUGAAGCAAUCUGCCUAUCAAUCAAAGUCCAUUCGUUCUAAAAUCUCUGUCCUAUGUUGUCCCACCUUUCACAUUUUAUAUAUAGGAUUAAGUGUGGCAGGUCCUCUCUUGCCAAAGAUGUAAGGUUUGACUGUAGCUCCAUUAUCAUCACACUCAGCCUGGGUAAUGUGUUUAGGAAGCUUGAGAGAUCAUCCCAAAAUAGCGAAUGAAACAAAUAUUGUCAAAAACAUGGUACAAAGUGAAUUUAGGGUAAGAUCAUUAAUUUAAAAUGACCCUGAUAUUUAGGAAUAACACCUGCCCUCUGGACAUUAUCCAAUAUAGCAAAAAAACAAAAGUGAAGUCACUUAGGCUAGGUGGUGGAUUGUGAAGGGGCAUGUGACAGUGACACUAUAAGGCUUCCAUUAAGUAUGCGCUUCUAAACAUGUUUCCUAAUGUGUAAACUUUUUUGCUAAUACUUAAUAAUGUUGAUGCUUUGCCCAUUAUUUUUUUAUUUUUACCACUGUUAUGCUACAAACUGUUUAAUGAAGGGUUGAUUAUGGUAAUUUUUAUGUGUUUAGUAAUAACCACACCAUCAUUUGUACAAUCACUUUAAUAAAUCCAAGUAAGGACUUUGAAGAGA